Molecule: messenger RNA, 1554 nt
Organism: Penicillium malachiteum
Lineage: Eukaryota; Fungi; Ascomycota; Eurotiomycetes; Eurotiales; Aspergillaceae
Product: sugar porter family MFS transporter
Exons: 3
Coding region: 1-1554 (517 amino acids)
Biological process (GO): transmembrane transport; carbohydrate transport
Cellular component (GO): membrane
Molecular function (GO): carbohydrate:proton symporter activity
Source: RefSeq, a predicted model, not a curated record
AUGGCACUCGCCAAGCUACGUGGAAAGAAGCUUGGCCGCGUCAUUGGCUUGAUCGGUGCCGUCGGUUUUAUUCUCCAGGGUUAUGAUCAAGCCGUGGCUAAUGGUCUCUUGACUCUGGCUUCUUUUAUUCAUCAGUUUCCAGAAACUGAUACUCUGUAUACAAGUGGUGCACAGAAAUCGCAUAAUUCUAUAAUCCAAGGUACAACCGUCGCCAUCUAUGAAGUCGGUUGUGCGCUCGGUGCAUUCGCUUGUGGUUUCGUUGGAGAUAGACUCGGUCGCAGGAAGACAAUCUUCGUAGCAGGAUGUAUCGCUAUUAUUGGAGUCAUCAUUCAAGCAACGCCCUUCACACUCGGCCAGCUUAUCGCGGGUAGAGUUAUUACUGGUCUCGGUGUGGGUGGUUUCACCGCAACUAUCCCGAUGUACGUUUCGGAAUCCUCGCCCGCCGAAGGCCGUGGACGAAUGGUCUUGCUACAAGGCUGGUUCGCCAUCGGCGGUGUAGCUCUCGCUACAUGGAUGGAUUUCGGUCUGUACUAUGCGGGUAGCAACUCAGCUAGCUGGCGUUUCCCGAUCGCAUUCCAGUCCAUCUUUGCCCUUUUCGUCAUCUCAUGCAUCCUCUUCCUUCCUGAAUCACCGCGUUGGCUUGCCAAGGUGGGCCGUGUCGAGGAAGCAGCAGAGGUUCUGGCACGAUUGGAAGAUGUCUCCGUCGAUUCCGAGCAAGUUGCCCAGGAACUGGAAAUUAUCCGUCAGUCCCUUGCUGAGGGCGAGCAAGAUGAAUCCUCCGCUUCGUCCUCUCCAUGGGCGCGCACUAAAAACCGUCAUCUCCAGCGCACUAUUAUUGCGAUCGCUGUGAACAUCUUCGCCCAGAUGACCGGUGUCAAUAUUAUUACAUUCUACUCGGACACAAUUCUCGAGAGCUAUCUUGGAUACUCUGGUACUAUUGCCCGAAUCGUUUCAGGAUGUCUGCAGAUCUGGCAAUUCUUCGCUGCUGGUCUUGCCGUCCUCCUGAUCGAUCGCUUCGGUCGUCGUCCUCUUCUCAUCACAGCCGCCAUCGGCAUGACAAUCGCACAAACCUGUCUUGCCGGUCUAUCUAGUGAUCUGAGUAACAAGGGUGCAGCAGGUGCAUCGAUCGCAUUCUACUUCCUUGCACUAUUCUGCUUCCCCAUCGGCUUGUUCCUUGUUCCCUUUAUGUAUGCGGCUGAGAUUGCACCUUUACGCACUCGUGCAAAGGUUACUGCCAUGUCUGCUGCAUCCAACUGGAUCUUCAACUUUGUUGUCGCCGAGGCAUCUGAUACUGGUUUUGCGACCAUCGGAUACAAGUACUAUAUUAUUUAUGCAUGCAUUAGUGCUAUGGCCCUUCUCUUUUUCUACUUCUUCUGUCCUGAGACGAAGGGUCGAACUUUGGAAGAGAUUGAUGAGAUUUUCGUCAACUCGACCUCGUUCUUUGAUACAGUCAAGAUUGCUAAUGAGACACCAUUCCAAUCUGAGCUCCUAGCCUUUGCGGAGGAUCCUGAGAAGAUUGCGCACGCUGAACGCAUUGAAAAUGUGGCAUCUUAG